GGAAAGAGCAGUUAAUCCAUAGGAAGAGGAAGGAGUGUUUAGAGGCUGUAGUCAUAGGUAAAUCACAGGCUGGAGAUAUGUCCUUCACCGGUGGUUACUAACAGUGCCUCAUCUUUUAUAUGCCCUAUGUCGCUGGACUCCUCUGCCUAAGGAAGAGACAAUUCAAGUACACAAACUACUUACUCGCUUUCUGCUUCUGGGCUCACUGGCCAGCAAGAGGUGUCUAACUUCAGCUUCAAGAUCACAAACUCGCUGUCCAUAAUCUGACACCUUUAGAAUAGAUUGAAAGAGCCUGCUGCUAAAAAGUCAACUGUGCUGGAAAACCCUGCCAAAAAAGAAGGACAUACCUUGUCCCACCUGAGGGUUCCUUGAGUGGAGGGAGAUGUUGAAGCCUUAACAUAGAAGAAGAAUGACUAGCACAUUUUCUCGUCUCCUGGCUGGCCGCAGAACUGCUGUGCUUUUUGCAACAGUUAGCACAGGGGCCUUAACCACUGGAUACCUAUUGAAUCAUCAGAAUGUGAGAGCAGGAUCUCAUGAAAGACGAAAACUCUUUCCUCCAAGUGCAGACUAUCCUGAUCUCCGCAAACAUAAUAACUGCAUGGCUGAAUGUCUCUCACCAGCAAUAUAUGCUAAAUUGAGGGACAAGAUGACUCCAAAUGGUUAUACACUGGACCAGUGUAUCCAAACUGGCGUUGACAAUCCUGGCCAUCCUUUUAUUAAAACUGUGGGCAUGGUUGCUGGUGAUGAAGAAUCUUAUGAGGUAUUUGCUGAGAUUUUUGACCCAGUUAUUAAAGUGAGACACAAUGGCUAUGACCCUUAUGUAAUGAAGCAUCACACUGACCUGGAUGCAUCCAAGAUUACCCAAGGUCAGUUUGAUGAGCACUAUGUUCUCUCAUCACGUGUACGUACUGGUCGCAGUAUCCGGGGUCUCAGCCUUCCCCCUGCCUGCUCCAGGGCAGAGAGAAGAGAAGUAGAAAAUGUUGUGGUCACUGCUUUGGCUGGGCUUAAAGGAGACCUUGCUGGAAAGUAUUAUAGCCUGACCAAUAUGUCUGAGAAGGAUCAACAGCAGCUUAUUGAUGACCAUUUCCUCUUUGAUAAGCCAGUGUCCCCUUUGCUAACAUGUGCUGGGAUGGCACGUGACUGGCCUGAUGCUAGAGGAAUCUGGCAUAACCAUGACAAAACAUUUCUUAUCUGGAUUAAUGAAGAAGACCAUACCAGAGUGAUUUCCAUGGAAAAAAGUGGCAAUAUGAAAAGGGUGUUUGAAAGAUUUUGCCGUGGUUUAAAAGAGGUUGAACAAUUAAUUAAAGAACGGGGCUGGGAGUUCAUGUGGAAUGAACGCUUAGGAUAUGUUCUGACCUGUCCUUCCAACCUGGGAACAGGAUUACGUGCAGGAGUCCAUGUUAAACUUCCAAAACUCAGUAAGGAUCCCAGGUUUUCAAAGAUUCUGGAGAAUCUGAGGCUGCAGAAACGUGGCACUGGUGGUGUGGACACAGCAGCUGUGGCAGAUGUGUACGAUAUCUCCAACCUGGACCGCAUGGGCCGAUCAGAGGUGGAGCUUGUCCAGAUAGUUGUUGAUGGGGUCAAUUAUCUGAUUGACUGUGAGAAGAAGCUGGAAAAAGGUCAAGACAUCAAGGUACCACCACCUUUGCCCCAGUUUGGAAGGAAGUGAGCUUGUUACAUAUGAUUAAUAACUGAUGUGAAAUAUGUCUGUUGUUCUGACAGAAAAUUAUCUCUGUGUAUCUCAGGGUAUAAAUAAGAUCCUGACAACUUGUGAAAUAA
This is a messenger RNA of Dermochelys coriacea (leatherback sea turtle), 1779 nucleotides long. RefSeq names its product creatine kinase, mitochondrial 2 (gene CKMT2). The transcript has 14 exons. Lineage: Eukaryota; Metazoa; Chordata; Testudines; Dermochelyidae. Gene Ontology annotation, biological process: phosphocreatine biosynthetic process. Gene Ontology annotation, molecular function: creatine kinase activity. Bases 410 to 1669 code for a protein of 419 amino acids. The record is from RefSeq and is a predicted model, not a curated record. Gene Ontology annotation, cellular component: mitochondrion.